CCGAACGAAUGAGAGAGCGAGAGAAUGGCAGUUGUCAAAUGUGCUGUAUGUAUUAGAGCCGUUGUUUUUUUUUUUUACUGACAAACAACAUAUAAAAAUUGUUUUUUUUUUCGCUAUAAAUAGCCGAAUCGAAAAUGUAUUUAAAUUUUACGCAGUUGAUUCUAUUUUAUAGUUGUACAUUAAUUACGCAUUUUAUAUUAAAAUGUAUGUAAAUAUCGUCAAUUGGUAGCCUUUUCAAGUGUGUGCGUCAUUUGUGGCCAACUUCAUGUUUGUUGUCAAUCAAAAUACACUCAUUUUCUGCUGUUCUGUUUUGUUAGCUAAUUCACAUCUUCGACCAAUUCAACACAAGUCAUAUUUUCAGUGUCAUGUAUUAACUUCGGAUGAAAAUGAUUAAAAUGCGCUUUAAGUUAAAUCAAAAUUCAACCGUGUAACCGUGCGAAAUUUUCACAAAAUCGUGUGAUUAAUUUAUAGUUGUUAGCAUCGACCUUGUUAUUUUCACCUUUUUUUUUCUUACAUUAACCUCUUUUUUUUUUGGUUACCAUACGAGAAUGUUACAAAAAUACCUAGUGUUUAUAAAUUACACCAAUCGACAGGUCAUGCUCCGUUGUUACCGAGAUUUUGAUAAACUCAUCACAAGACAAUCACUAUCCAAAUAUCAAUCGGCCGUGUUCAACCAAAGCAGGCGCCACCAAAAUGUAUGUUUAGCAAAUCGAAUUGAGUCACAUUUAAAUUCAAAUAGUUUUAAUUUAACGAAAUGGAGUGGAUCGAUCUUGCGAAGGAAUUAUUGCACAAAACCAGUGAAAAAAGUUGACCGUAGUUGGUCAUCGAUGCGGAAACAGCAUCAUGAAUCAAGGAAAGAAAUCAAACGGCUCUUUUCGUUGGCUAAAGAUGAAAAAUGGUAUCUGAUUGCCGCGGUUGGAUGUUUAGUUGUGUCAUCGGCUGUAACUUUGGGCGUACCUCGUUUCAUUGGAAAACUGAUGGACAUGAUUGUUAUGGAUAAUUUCCCAAGAGAAAAGUUACAUGCAUUUUGUUUGGUUCUAUUUGGAGUUUUCGUUAUGGGAGGUUUAGCUAAUUUUGGCCGAAUUUUUCUGAUGAACAGUGCAACACUUCGAAUCGUGAAAGAUCUUCGAUCACGUUUGUAUCGCACAAUGCUGAAUCAAGAGCCCAGUUGGUAUGAUACGAAGGGAACAGGUGAACUUGUGAACCGGCUUUCAAAUGACACAACGCUAGUGGGCAAUUCUCUCAGCCAAAAUUUGUCGGAUGGCUUGAGAUCAAUAAUAACUAUUGCGGCCGGGACUUCAAUGAUGGUAUACACAUCGCCACAACUGUCUCUUGUGGCUGUGUGUGUUGUACCAUUCAUUGGUGGCUUAGCGAUUCUGUUUGGAACAUACGUCAAAAAUAUCACAAAACUUCUCCUCGAUAAACUGGCCGAAGUGAUGAAGAUCGGAGAGGAGCGCUUAAACAACGUGAAAACGGUGAAAAUGUUCUGUAAAGAAGAACAAGAAAAUAGACUGUUCACUAAGGAAUUGGUGAAUGCCCUUGACUUGGGAUACAAGGAUAUUUAUGCGAGGGCUGCAUUUUAUGGCAUAGCAGGGCUAUCAGGGAAUGUGAUCAUUAUUUCGGUGCUUUAUUAUGGAGGAUCACUUGUUGCAUCAAAUGCACUAACGAUUGGCGAUUUAACGUCGUUUGUCUUCUAUGCUGGAUAUACCGGUAUGGCAAUGACAGGUUUAACGAGAUUUUAUACAGAACUAAAUAAAGGUGUUGGAGCUGCCGCUAGAAUUUGGGAAAUUUUCGAUAAGCCAAUUUCGAUACCUGUUGAUUCGGGCAUCAUUCCGAAGGAACCGAUUAAAGGUUCUAUUCAAUUGAAAGAUGUCUGUUUCACAUUUCCAUCACGGCCGAAAGUAAUGAUUUUGAAAAACGUCAACUUGAACAUUGAAUCAAAUACGGUGACAGCAAUUGUUGGCCGGAGUGGAAGCGGGAAAUCUACAAUUGCAUCACUUUUACUGCGAUUUUAUGAUCCUCAAUCGGGUGGCGUUUACUUGGACGGUGUGGACAUUAAGGAGUUGCAUUUAAAGUGGCUACGCAGUCAUAUUGCGGCGGUUAGUCAGGAGCCAGUCUUGUUCAGUGGGACAAUUCGUGAUAAUAUUUUGUACGGGUUGAAUUCGGACAAGGACGAGAAUUUAGCUAAUGAAGAUUUUGAUCGUGUCGUUCAACAAAGCUAUGUUGACGAUUUUGUCAAGACACUGCCGGAUGGCUAUAACACAUUGGUUGGACAACGAGGCUUGACUUUAUCGGGAGGACAAAGGCAGAGAGUAGCGAUAGCGAGGGCAUUGAUUCGAAAUCCGAAAAUACUGAUUCUCGAUGAAGCGACCAGUGCCUUGGACAGUGUAUCGGAGUUUGCUAUUCAGGAAUCAUUGCAGCACAUCUCGCAAGAUCGAACCGUUUUGACGAUAGCCCAUCGCCUGAGUACAAUUCGUAAUGCACAGAAAAUUAUCGUCGUGGGCGAUCAGAGAAUUUUAGAACAGGGUUCGUAUGACGAACUUAUGAACGACCGCACAAGCAUAUUCCGAGAUUUGGUCAAGCAGCAAACAUUUGAAACCGCACCAUCUAGCCAUGUGUUUUUAACUGAAUAAGAUAUGCAAUGAAACCACUAAAUAGAUAUAUGUAAAAAAAAAUGAAUUGAAUUGUUUUUAUGGAGAGAAAAGAAAAAUUAUGAAAAGAAUUGAUAUCUGGGUUGUUAAAUAUAUUCAUUUUCUUCGUUAACACUUAAUUUGUUUUUAGUGCAAUUCCAAACUUUUUAAACUUAGUGAAGGACAAAAAUUGAAGAAUAAAUGUAUAAAAACACUUUAUUUUCAUGUAA
Messenger RNA from Sitodiplosis mosellana (orange wheat blossom midge), 2860 nucleotides. Its product is annotated as ATP-binding cassette sub-family B member 10, mitochondrial-like. The coding region runs from base 549 to 2633 and encodes 694 amino acids. Gene Ontology annotation, cellular component: membrane. Gene Ontology annotation, biological process: transmembrane transport. Gene Ontology annotation, molecular function: ATP hydrolysis activity; ABC-type oligopeptide transporter activity; ATP binding. The transcript is spliced from 5 exons. NCBI's taxonomy places the organism in Eukaryota, Metazoa, Arthropoda, Insecta, Diptera, Cecidomyiidae. The record is from RefSeq and is a predicted model, not a curated record.